This is a messenger RNA of Capsella rubella, 1011 nucleotides long. RefSeq names its product agamous-like MADS-box protein AGL104. Bases 1 to 1011 code for a protein of 336 amino acids. NCBI's taxonomy places the organism in Eukaryota, Viridiplantae, Streptophyta, Magnoliopsida, Brassicales, Brassicaceae. Gene Ontology annotation, biological process: positive regulation of transcription by RNA polymerase II. Gene Ontology annotation, molecular function: RNA polymerase II cis-regulatory region sequence-specific DNA binding; protein dimerization activity; DNA-binding transcription factor activity, RNA polymerase II-specific. The transcript has 10 exons. The record is from RefSeq and is a predicted model, not a curated record.
AUGGGUCGCGUGAAACUAGAGAUCAAGAGAAUAGAGAAUACAACGAACCGACAAGUUACGUUCUCAAAACGUAGAAAUGGUUUGAUAAAGAAAGCUUAUGAACUGUCGGUUCUAUGUGAUAUCGACAUUGCUCUCAUCAUGUUCUCUCCUUCCGAUCGCCUUAGCCUCUUCUCCGGAAAAACUCGGAUCGAAGACGUUUUUACAAGAUUCAUCAAUCUUCCUAAACAAGAACGAGAGAGUGCUUGCUUUCCCGACCAUAGUAGACACCCAGAUAUUCAAAGCAAAGAGUGUUUACUAAGGAUUUUGCAGCAACUCAAGACUGAAAAUGACAUCGCUCUUCAACACACUAAUCCUACAUCUAUCAACUCCGACGUCGAGGAACUUGAACGUGAAGUUUGUAGGUUACAACAACAACUCCAAAUGGCUGAGGAAGAGCUAAAGAGAUACGAACCAGAUCCAGUAAGGUUCACGAGCAUGGAGGAUUAUGAAGUCUGUGAGAAGCAACUUCUCGACACUCUAUCACAUGUUCUCCAACGACGAGAUCAUCUCUUGAGCAGCCAUCAUUUAUCUUCUUACGACGCAGCAUCUACUAUGCAACAAAGCAUCGCUGGUCCUUUUGUAAACGACGUCGUUGAAGGUUGGUUGCCUGAAAGUGGUCACAACCAAACCCAUCUAUUUGAUGCAUCGGCCCAUUCCAAUCAACUCAGAGAACUAUCAUCGGCAAUGUAUGAACCAUUGUUGCAAGGAAGUAGCUCAAGCUCGAACCAAAACAACAUGAGUGAAUGCCACGUGACGAGCCACAACGGUGAAAUGUUCCCUGAAUGGGCUCAGGCGUAUUCAUCCUCGGCCUUAUUCGCUCCUAUGCAGCAACAGCAUGGAGGUGUGGUUCCUAGUAUAGAGGAGAUGAUGCCAGCUCAGCAAGGUGAUAUUCCGGCGGUGACGACGGAGGCACAAGCUGACCCUGAAAUCUCCGACUAUGAAACUAAGGUUCCUCAGCUCAGUAGCCAAUAA